Caenorhabditis remanei is the source of this 1353-nucleotide messenger RNA. RefSeq lists its product as uncharacterized. The record is from RefSeq and is a predicted model, not a curated record. The transcript has 4 exons. Bases 1 to 1353 code for a protein of 450 amino acids. Lineage: Eukaryota; Metazoa; Nematoda; Chromadorea; Rhabditida; Rhabditidae.
AUGACUCGUUUUCCUCUUCUCCUCGGUAUUCUCAUUGGAAUCGUUGGUGUCGUUUAUUCUCAGGAUGAGUUGAUUAGUGGUGGAUCAAAUCUUGUCAAUUUAUCUGUGCAUUUCCCGCAAUUGCGGUCACCUGUUCGUCAUGGACUUUCCCUCCUUCAACAGGACUUACCAGCCUGUCUACAAUGUGGUGAUUAUCCAUCAAGUUUUAUUUCAAAUGGAGUCAAUACAACAUACAUUAAGAACAUUGUUAACGGUUGCAUAGAAUAUACUAUUGUCUGCUCGAAUGUAAAUGGCGAUUGUCCAACCGGUCCGUCAUACUAUGAUAUUCAAAGAAGAACACCAAUUAAGUUAACAUGGUUCACAAACCUGACGGUAAACUGCAUUGGUAAUAAUGAACUAGAAUAUAAUAAUACAAAAAUACAAGGUAUAGGAUGUUACACAGAGUGUAUAAUUGCCAUUGAGCCAACAUAUAACUCAACAACAACAACAACGACCACUUCUAAACCUACAACUACUGAGGAGCCAACGACUACUGUUGAGCCAACCACCACCGUGAAGCCAACGACGACUGUAGAACCAACCACCACUGCCGAGCCUACAACUACUGUUGAGCCCACCACAACCAUCGAACCCACUACCACCAUCGAGCCAACUACAACAAUCGAGCUCACGACUACAGUUGAACCCACGACUACUGUUGAGCCUCCGACUACUGUACAGCCAACGACGACUAUGGAGCCCACGACUACAAUUGAACCAACCACCACAGUUGAACCUACGACUACCAUCGAACCAACAACAACUGUCGAGCCAACAACCACCGUCGAGCCUACGACUACAGUUGAACCCACGACUACUGUAGAGCCCACGACUACCAUCGAACCCACUACCACCGUCGAGCCAACUACAACUAUCGAGCCCACCACUACAGUUGAACCCACGACUACUAUAGAGCCUACGACUUCCGUCGAACCCACGACUACUAUGGAGCGCACGACCACCGCUGAGCCAACUACAACUAUCGAGCCCACGACUACUGUAGAACCCACCACUACUGUGGAGCCCACAACUACAGUUGAACCCACAACUACUAUGGAGCCCACGACCACCGCCGAGCCUACGACUACUCUAGAGCCUACUACAACUGUGGAGCCCACGACUACUGUAGAACCCACGACUUCUAUGGAGCCAACAACUACAGUUGAGCCAACAACUACUGUAGAACCCACGACCACUCCCGAACCUUCUACCUCCACCGAGCCUUGCGUCACUACGGAGGCACCUACAACCACCCCGAAACCAACUACUCGUGCCAACCGUGGAUGUCAUGUUCCUGGAGCCGAGAAGAAGUAA